ACUGCCGCAGGGAAAGUGGUGCCGUGUGCAACGCGCGUUGCCUCGCCAAACCAUCGUUGGUGCUGGAACUUAUCUUCGAAAAGUUGCUGACGCUGAACGAGGACUCUGUACCAGCAGCCAGCGCCAGCCGCCGAGCAGCGCAAACGCAUAACGUAAGGAAACUGACAUGGAUUUGCUGAGGUACACUCUACAAAACACUUCGUACGUUGGUGGAGAAGCCGAGACUGCAAGAGGAAUUGCAGACAGCAUUAGCAACAUGUCAUGCAGAUACUCAUUAUCUGUAAUGGACUUCCUACCUCAGGAAACCCUUAAUGACACGCAUGUGGAAAUGGAAUGGCCAUGUGAAGUAAGAGAAUACUGGGUGGACAUAAGCGGACUCGUCAUUUUCGUUCGUUUCCUAUUCGAUUACGUUUCAGUCUUCAUAGUUGCUUUGGGAUUGGUGCUGAAUACAAUUGCUUUCCUAACACUGCGGUCACCCAGUCUGGUUACAAACAGUAUGUCCAUUUACCUGCAGGCACUUGCUCUGUCUGACAAUGGUGUACUGGUGUUUAGUACUGCAGUGAAUGUGCUCCGUAAGCACUGUGAACCAUUUAACAUGCUAAUUGUGGAACACAGAUGGCUUUGUAUAUGCCACAGAAUAACAUCAGGUCUUUUCUUUCAUUAUUCAGCAUGGCUUGUUGUUGCACUUACCUUUGAAAGACUGUUAAUGAUCCGAUGGCCUAUGCAUUCAUAUUCUAUCUGCAGAAUUCGACCUGCAAUUUUUGUUACCACUCUUGUUGGACUUGUGGUAUUUUUGCUGAAUCUUGCCAGGUUAAAGACCCAAGGCUUUGAACAAGAUGCUGUGUAUGAGUAUGCAUCAUGUAGCAAAGUUGGGAGGUCAGAAAACUGGAGUAAUUCCACGUAUUUGUUUAUUUCCAUUUCAACAUGGAUUCCAACAUUUCUGAUUGUUGUUGGCAAUGCAUGCAUUGUUUAUCACCUACAUCAGUCAGCUAAUCAACGAUCAAAACUAAGUGAAACAAAUUACAGUCCAGGUCCAGAUACAUGUAAACUUACAAAGCUACUGAUAAUGGUUUCUACAGUUUAUGUUGUACUUCUGUUGCCAAUUGGAAUAGUUGGCAGUAUUGAUCUCUACUGGAGAGUGCACAGACCAUCACAAAGCUACACUGUGGAAUACAUAAAAUGGAAGAAGCAGUCCCUGCUGCUGAAAUGGCUACGUGGUCUUUUCUUUUUUAUAUAUUCAUGUAAUUUUGCAAUAAACUUUUUUGUUUACUGCAUGUCUGGAAAUAAUUUUAGACAUGCAGUGAAGACAGUUACUGAUAAAUGGUUGUCAUCUUUUUGUUAUAAAUAUAUUUGUGAUGUUAAGAAAAGUAUUCAUGCAGAAGCACCUCAAAAAAAUACUAUAUCUCAUGAUGUGGAAAUUAACAGAAGACAAAAAGUUUCAUCUACUGCAAGCACUGUAACAUUAAUAGCACACGAUGUUGAAUCAUAGACUAUUAAAAGAUUAACACCAGUUCAAUAUUUAUACAGGUCUGACAUUAUAUUAAGACAAACAACAAGGAAUAAUCAUUUAAUAAAACCAUUUUAUAAAAUUUCCGGUAUUAUUUUCAUCAAUGUUUCUCUUUUUCCCUUCUUCUUUUGGCGCCUCUAUUCCACAAUGGCACAGGGUUGGCAUGGUUAUUUACAGAUUUGACAUGGUGAAUGUAAGAGGUGUCCAGAUACCUUCCCUUUUGCCACCCUGUCACCCUCUAGGGAUGGAAUAAGUGUACCUCAACUGUCUACAUGCAGCAUUAUUCAUUUGAAAGUGAGUGAUAGUUUUCUAAAUGUUAGCAAAUUAUGUAACUGAGUAUGGAGUUGGGUACCAGCCUGGUAUUCACCUAAGGGAAUGUGGGAAACCACCUAAAAACCACAUCCAGACUGGUCAACAUCCUCAUCGUUAAUCCUCCUGGGGCAUUUGAUCUGGGACUAUUACAUCACUUUUAUCAAAAAACUCAGGAAACCAUUUUGAAACAAAUGAUAUGUUGAACUGGAGUAAGAAUGAAUUUACCUCAGACUGCAAUGAAAUGAUCAAUUUUAUUAUAACAUGAUCAGCUUCAAGGCUUCUAGCCUCAUCUUUAGAUGUAUUAGAUACAUAUAGAUCAAAUCAAUGUCUGGUAUGUUUAUCUUAGGACCAUGGCUUGCUAUCAUCAAUUGUCCUCUUGUAACAUUCAGUUUCAAAUGAUACAUACAAUACCACUCACAACGUGCUCAGAUACACACACCACACAUCACUUUGAUGUAUAUAAGCCUAUAAAACUCAAAAUCAAUCAUAUUAUAAUAAAAACAGAAAUAUAUUAAUUGC
Messenger RNA from Schistocerca nitens (vagrant locust), 2338 nucleotides. RefSeq lists its product as uncharacterized. Gene Ontology annotation, cellular component: plasma membrane. Gene Ontology annotation, molecular function: G protein-coupled receptor activity. The record is from RefSeq and is a predicted model, not a curated record. The transcript is spliced from 9 exons. Lineage: Eukaryota; Metazoa; Arthropoda; Insecta; Orthoptera; Acrididae. The coding region runs from base 167 to 1489 and encodes 440 amino acids. Gene Ontology annotation, biological process: G protein-coupled receptor signaling pathway.